AUGGCCUCCAACGAAGAAAUACCCGUCGGCGCGCGAGUCGAGAUCAAGCACAUUCAAGGCGCGCGCGGCAUUGUUCGGUUCAGCGGCCAGACGCAGUUUCAGGUCGGCAAGUGGAUCGGUGUCGAGCUUAGCGAGGCUAAAGGUCGAAACGAUGGAACUGUGCAAGGCGUCGCGUAUUUCAAGUGUAAAGCGAACUAUGGCGUAUUCGUUAAGCCGAGCCAGGUCGCUAUUGUGAAGGAGCCGGAGCCCACUCCUGGACCGAGCAGAGCAAGACCGUCACUAGGCCAUGUCCGUACACCGAGUAACGGCAUCUCCCGUACACCCUCUCUACGAUCCGUCCAGCCCUCUUCGCCAUCCUCCCGGUCCGGCAGCCCGUCCAAGACAGUUGCAUCGCCGGCGGCAACUGCGACGACCUUCCGCGCUUCCCGUUUAGGCGCCUCAUCAACCCUCGCGCCGCCAUCACCUUCCAAACCCACGCGGCCGGGCGCUUCGGUAGUACAGACACCCGGCGGCUUGCGUCGUACAGGUACUGCAGGCUCAGCAACCUCGGCGACGUCCGCGGCUUCGCGCCGGACAUCCGUCAUCGACACCAACCUAUCCGCUUCGGUCUCUGCGCGGAAUCUCGACAGAGAAAGCAGCAGAGACUCUGCACCACCUACGAUUCGGGCUUUGCCGUUCAAGCAGCCGCGCGAAAGGGAGCAGCCGAGGGCGGCUUCGCCUCCGCUCACGACGAGUCAGCUGAGGAGCGUGUCGGGUGCUAGUCAGAGCUCGAGUCUGCUUUCGCCGCUGGGGAGCGAUCUGCAGGUGUCGCAAUCACCUAUACAUGAUGGAUCGGACGAUGCUGGGGAGGGUGUGGCACCACCAUCAAAGCCGACUGUUCACAUAAACGACGAAGAAGUUCAAGAACUUCGCUCCAAACUCGCAACCGCAGACGACGAACUCCAAUCCCUCCGUGCCAAGAUCCGCGUCCUUGAAACCCACCGACAAACCGACUCUCGACAGAUCCGUGAACUCGAGUCCCGAUUAUCAGACGCCGAAUCUUUCGUCGCUUUACGGCCCAAACUGCAAGCCAAACUUACACAACAACAAACGGACUUGAUCGCGGCGAGGAGGGAGUUGGCCGAUGCACAGCAACUUGCAGAGUUGAACGAGAGUCGAUUGUUGGAUGCGCAGGAGAGCUUGGAGAUGGCGGCAUUAGAUAAGGAAGUCGCGGAGGAGAGGGCGGAAGUGGCGGAACAGGAGGUGGAGGAGUUGAAGGAGAGACUAGCGGUGGCUGAGGUUGAACUAGGUGUAUUGAAGGAUGGAACCCACCCUCAUGCGGAGGGCGAAGAAGGGGAGGAAGAUGGCGGUGUCGACCCGGCCGUCGCGGGCUCACUCGCAUACAUCCAACUCGAGAAACAGAAUGUUCGCUUGAAAGAAGCGUUGAUUCGGCUGAGGGAUGUGACGCAGGAGACGGACGCGGAGCAGCGGAGGAGGAUCUCAGAUAUGGAGAAGGACGUGCAGGCGCUCGACGAGUUGCAAGCCGAGCUCGAGUCAGCUUACAUCAAGCUCACGAACGCCGAUACGCAGAUCGAGGAUCUGAAGCUGCAGCUGGAUGACGCACUGGGCGCCGAAGAUAUGCUCGUUCAACUUACCGAGCGCAACCUUCUCUUAGGCGAGAAGAUCGAGGAGAUGCGCAUAACGAUCGAGGAUCUCGAAGCGCUGCGGGAACUGUCAGACGAGCUUGAGGAGAAUCACGUCGAGACGGAGAAGGCGAUGCAGGACGAGAUUAACGAUAAAGACGUCCAGCUCAACGCUCAAGGGCGCAAGAUCGACGAGCUGAACGAGGCGUGCCAGGACCUCGAGGGCACGGUCGUGCAGUUCCGCGAACUCGUCAUGCAACUCCAGACGGAGCUCGACGGUUUACGUGCGCAGACGCAGACUGCCCAGUCCGAGUCCGCCGUGGCCGCUUCCCAGACGGCACAAGCUAUGGCGCUUAAUCUCAGGCUGCAGUCGCACGCUUCGAAGGCUCAUGCACGGGCGCUUGAGCUGGAGCUGGCGAAGCUAGAGGCCAGGGAGGCGAAGGAGAUGUUGAGCAUUACCGCGCCGCAUCUGCCCGCGUUGUAUAAUGAGCAAGACGCAGAUGCCGUGGCAGCAUAUAUGUUCUUCAAGCGUAUGGCGGCGAAGGCCGAGUUGAUCAACGUCGUCGUCGCGCAAGUUCAUGGUCUGCCGGACAUACUGGGUGGUUCUGUCACCGAUACCCUUGUCGGUGUCACGGAGUUGAGGAUAUCCAUCGGCUCGCUGGCUGUCUCCUGCAGGCGCUUUGCAGCUGUACUCAAACGCUGCGAUGCAGACUCAUUCCUAAACGCCGGCCGCCUCUACCCGGAACUAGCGCCCAUGGAACGCCGUGUGGACAUGCACAUCGACCUGCUCCGACGUGAAGAGUUCCGCGAGAUGGAAUGUGCCGUGGACGUGAACAAGAUCAUGGCGCAGUUCGAACAUCUGGCCGAGACGUAUUUCGCUGGAUUUGAGUUUGAUCUGGGCGAGAGGGAGUUGAGCGUGGUGGCGAGUUUGGAUUUGGAGCUGGACAUGUACAUGGCAACUAUUGCGGCCGCGAAGACGAGCGUUGGAGAUAUCCUCAAGGACGAAGAGCUCGCAUCGGACCUCGCCGGCCUCGAUCCGCAGAAAGAGUUCUUCGAACCAAUGCAACGCGUCCUUGACCAUACCAAGUCCGCCAAGACACUCUCCAAGCGUCUCACACGUCGCAUCGAAGAUCUCAUCCUCGACAACUCAGCCCUCAAGUCGCACCUCGUACCCGAACUUCAAGCAGUAACGAACCACACCGCCGAGCUGCUCAACUUCGGUAUCUCGCUCGCGCAGCAAGUCAUGCCAUACGCUGGCGACGCCCGUGCGAAUCACGCGCCGUUUGUGUUGAGCAAGGUGCUGGGCUUUGUGAGGGAAACGGCUACUUCGACUGUUGGGAAGACUAGGAGAGACGUCGGAAGCCCGUGGGAAGCGCUCGGAGGCGCCAUGGCGGCGCUUAUCAAUGACGCGAAUGCGCUGUUACCCGUUACGAUGGAAGGCGAGAACGUCGUGCGGAUUGCCGGCUCGCCGCCCUGGACUACGCGCGUUGCGGAGAUCAAAGCGAACUUGGCUGUGAACGUCGAAGCUGAAAGGCGUGCCGCGCAGCUCUCUGAAGAGCUCACGGCGAUGGCGAGGACACUCAAGGCGCGCGAUGUUACGUUGCAGGAGGAGAGGGUUAGGACGGAGCUGAUGGAGAGGAGAAUGGAGGGCGUGAAGAGGCAGCAAGACGCAUUCCAGCAGGUCGAGGCCGAGCUCGCCCAGGCGCGGAAGCAGGAGAGAAGCUACGAAGAUGCGCUCGAGCAGCUUCAAGCCGAUCUUGAUGCCAUGGAGCAAGAGAAUGCCAGACUCAAGGCUGCGGUCCCGUCUGGGAACGAGAAGCCGGCACAGGCUCAGCAGCAAGAGGCGACGAUGGGUAUUGGCAUGGGUAUGGGCUACGGAGAGGGUGUGCAGCUUGGAGAGGGAAGCCUCGAGACGGGCUAUCUGCUCGAGCAGCUCGAGGCGUUCAGGGGAGCCGUCAAGUUCUUGAGGACGGAGAACGCGUACUUACGCGGGGCGGAUCUGCAUGCUGAGAUCGCUGCGCUGCCGCCUUUGCCGGCGCCAUCAUCACCGAGACCGACCACGCCACCGCUCGUAGCCAGCACGCUGGCGGACAGCGACUCAGAAGACGAAGAGGGCGUCCGAACACCACCCGGGCCGCAGAGCAUCCGCGAGCUCGUAACAGAGCGCAAAGUGCUCUUCCGGCGCGUCGUGGCGUUCGCUGCUGCGCCGAAAAUCGUGGAUCUGAGUGCGAGGCCGAAGAGGGGAUGGGUGCCGAAGAGCAAGUUGCCUGAGGCGCAGGUGUUGGCGAGGAAGUUGGAGGCGGAGAGGUUGGGGAGGAAGGUUAGGGGGCUUGUUGAGAGGACUAAUCUUGCUGUUGCGGCUAUUCAUUAG
Messenger RNA from Peniophora sp. CBMAI 1063, 3993 nucleotides. Lineage: Eukaryota; Fungi; Basidiomycota; Agaricomycetes; Russulales; Peniophoraceae. The record is from the annotation of a GenBank genome assembly.